Colias croceus (clouded yellow) is the source of this 2667-nucleotide messenger RNA. Its product is annotated as RNA polymerase II degradation factor 1-like. The record is from RefSeq and is a predicted model, not a curated record. The transcript is spliced from 7 exons. Bases 1 to 2547 code for a protein of 848 amino acids. Lineage: Eukaryota; Metazoa; Arthropoda; Insecta; Lepidoptera; Pieridae.
AUGAACAACAUCAGUUAUGCGGAUGACAUGGUCUUGCUGAGCCCAUCAAUCAGUGCAUUAAGACGUUUGCUGAAGGUCUGUGAGAGCUAUGCGUUGACUCAGGGGCUUAGGUAUAAUGUCACUAAGAGUGAAUUACUUGUUUUCAACGGUGGUGGCAGAAGAUACUUAAAUGUGCCUUGCAUCUCAUUAGCAGGUACACCCUUGAAGCAAGUCACAAAGUUCAAAUAUCUGGGCCACUGGGUCACUGAGGAUCUGUGUGACGAUUUAGAUGUAGAGAGGGAGCGCAGGGCGCUGUCUGUUCGAAGUAAUAUGUUGGCCCGUAGGUUUGCACGGUGUUCUUACGACGUCAAAAUGACGCUUUUUCGAGCCUACUGUCAGACUUUUUACACCUGCAGCCUUUGGGUCAAGUAUACACAGAAGGCAUACAGCGCCCUGCGUGUGCAAUAUAACAAUGCCUUCAGGAUGCUUGUUGGGCUGCCGCGUUAUUGUAGCGCUUCUGGUAUGUUUGCCGAUGCUAGAGUGGACGAUUUUUAUGCCAUAAUUCGCAAACGAUGCGCUUCUCUCCGGCACAGAACAGAUACCAGCACCCACGGCAUGUUGAGGGCACUUAGUGACCGGUGGGACUGCCCGAUGCUUGGUCGAUGGAUUUUCAUUGAUUUUUUUCAGAUAUUAUUGGUCGUAGUAUCCUUGGUGUUAAGUGGGGUGGUCUGUGAGGCCCCCGCCCCAUACCCUCCUAGUGGGUGGAGGCCCAGUGGACCCUCUUUUGAAUUACCACAGCGACCAAUCAAACAAGAAUACCUGCCAGUUGACCCGCGCAGACCAGCAAAGAACCCCAACUUCGAUGACGGAGUAGAUGUCUCAGUCCAAGGCUUGCCUACACAGGAGCAACAACAAUUAUUCCAGUUAUCACCCAUCAAUGGACAGCAAUACACCGGCCCAAGCAUAAACUCCGACAUUAAAAACCUAGAACCCAGCUUUCAACAGAUUCAAUUUCAGUAUCAGCAACAAUUGCAGAAAGCGCAACAGUUUGCGAGACAAAGAGAAUUCGAUGCUAGAGUAAAGACACCAUCAAACGGUCUUCCAAACCAAAAAUCUCCAAGACAAUUCGCUGCAGAACCCACAACAACUUCAGAAAGACCGAACUUCAAAAGCAACGCAGAACCUACAACAGAAUCGUUUGAAUUGAAUGAAGGAGAACAAUUAGACAAUCCUAAAGAUAAGAAAGAAAAAGUAUCUGUAGAAGUAACAAAACAGAAUGUACAAGAAUAUCCGCCAGAGCUAUUCUUAAGUCCUUUAACACAAUUCAAUGUGCAACCCCAAUAUGUUUCUUUGCAACAAUUUGGUCAAUUGAGAGCUCCUCUUUACUACCAGCCAAUUCAAGCUGCUCCAGAAAGCCAAGGAUUUGACGGUCGAACGCAUUUAGCUGCUCUUCCUUCAGUACUAGCACAAAGACAGUUGCUCGAACAGAAAGCUGUACAAAAUCCUUCCUUUUCACAAAGUCCAAUCAUCGUUCAGCAAGAUCCCGCUUUAGUGCAAGAGCCAGUGAACCAAUAUCAGCCUAUUGUUAGUCAAUACCAACCCCAAGUGCAAUCUUACCCGCAGUUUCCUGCACAGCCUGUUGUGUUACAACCACAGGGAGUGAAUCAGAUUCAACCGAACCAAUUUGUACAACCAGGUCAAUAUCAACCACAAUUCCAAGCCAACCCACAAGUCCCUCAACAAGAAGCAGAUGCGGAAACAAUUCAAACUGACCAGCCACAAACACAAGUGCAAGCGUAUCCUCAAUAUCAACCAGCUCUGCAACCGAUGAAUCAAGUACAACCUAACUUCAUCCAACCCAAUCAAUUUGUUCAAAGUCAAUAUGCUCCAGCUAAUGUGUACGCACAGCCAGAUCCUUUCGCACAAAAUGCUUACGUUCAACCUCAGCAAAAUGCAUUCGUUCAACCUCAGCAAAAUGCGUUUGUUCAACCACAACAAAACGCUUUCGUUCAACCACAAAAUUCCUUUCCUCAAGCGCAAUUCGGGGCUCAACAAUUUGUGCCCGCACAGGCGAACCAACCGGAACAAGACGCUGAGAACAUCCCAGCUCAACAACCGCAAAUAGUGUACCAAAACUAUCAGCCACAGGUUUAUCAGCCGCAGGUUUAUCAGCCAAACCAAGAUCCGCAAGCCAAUGGUGUGCAAUACUUCUUCCAGUCUCCAAACCAAGGACAGGUUGCGUUACAAUCUGGACUCAAUGAUCAGCAGGAUAAUGGUUUGGAAAAUGAAGAAGAUGAUGAAGGUACGAAGGCGACAGCUGUAGCCACGGCUUUUGGAGCAAGAACUCAACCACGAGUAUUUGCCGGCUACGGUGCUCCCGUUCCUAACUACCAAACUACCACCGAGGCUGCUCAAGAAGAGAAUGCAACUGAAGACGGGCCAGCAAUCGCACAGGCGACCGCAGUAGCGACUGGCAGAAGGAAGAGCGCUAAGUUGAGGAGCCGUCGCGUUCGCCCCGUCUUCACUUUAGAUAAAACCGGACAUCUUGUGUUAGCUGAAAACCAGUAAAAACCUAGAUUUUGCCAACAUAAAUACAUUUUCCAAAAAUUUAAACAAAUUAAUUCAUAAAUAAUGGAAUUAAUAAUGUAUUGAAUAUUAUGUCAUUCUAUUAUUUAUUUAUUUAUAACU